AUGCCUAGCAUGUGGUUGACUGAGAAUCAGAAGAUCGGAGUCAUCUUCUGCUCUGCUGGUGGCUUGUUCCUGCUACUCGGAGUGAUUAUGUUUUUUGAUAGGUCACUGCUUGGAAUGGGAAAUAUCCUCUUCCUAAUUGGCCUCACCCUCAUAAUCGGCUUCCAAAAGACGAUUGUCUUCUUCUCUCGGCCCCAGAAAUUAAAGGGCACCGCCGCCUUCUCUGCGGGAAUCAUCCUCAUCCUCCUCCGCUGGCCAUUGACCGGAUUCUUGAUCGAGCUGUACGGCCUAUUUAUCCUAUUCGGCGACUUCCUUAUUACAAUUGGUUCAUUCGCAGGCAACAUCCCCAUUGUUGGACCGUAUAUCAAGCGCGGUCUGGAGAUUUUGGCUGGCGGCCGCAGCAAUGCCGAGUUGCCAUGCUUCACUACUGAAAGGCAGGGGAUGACGAGCGUAACAUCGCUAGGCAUGAACGACACGACUAUAUCUCAGGCCUGA
This is a messenger RNA of Penicillium taxi, 492 nucleotides long. RefSeq lists its product as uncharacterized. The coding region runs from base 1 to 492 and encodes 163 amino acids. The record is from RefSeq and is a predicted model, not a curated record. Gene Ontology annotation, cellular component: endoplasmic reticulum; Golgi cis cisterna; Golgi membrane. NCBI's taxonomy places the organism in Eukaryota, Fungi, Ascomycota, Eurotiomycetes, Eurotiales, Aspergillaceae. Gene Ontology annotation, biological process: retrograde transport, endosome to Golgi; endoplasmic reticulum to Golgi vesicle-mediated transport. The transcript has 6 exons.